CUGGCUUGUAAUUCAUAUUAUACAUCUACUCUUUCACUGCUCAAAUGGAUAGAAAUGCAUCUAGUUUCCAGGUUGGGGACUGCGAUGCCACGAACGUGGCACUGUACAAGUUCUACGCAGCCGUCAUGAUUGUGAUAUUCAUACUGGCUCUGCCUCUGAACGCAUCUGUCCUCCACCUCUUCAUAUUCAAGCUGAAAUUCUGGAAAUCCAACAGCAACAACAUCUUCCUGUUCAACCUGGUGCUGGCUGACAUUCUCCUGCUCUUCUGUUUGCCGAUAAAGGCAUACAACUUCAUCAAAGGGGAAAGGCGGAGCGACAAUGACACGGUUUGCAAAGCCAUGCUCUUCAUGUUGUUCUUGAACCGAGGAGCCAGCAUUGCCUUCCUGACGGUGACCUCCAUCGACCGUUAUUUCAACGUGGUGCACCCCGGUCGCAAGAACCUCCUGAGAGCUCUCAAGAAAUCUCCGCAGAUCUCUAUCCUCAUCUGGCUGCUCCUGCUGCCUCUCACCAUCCCCACCAUGCUCAAGAACUUUGAAUGCUGCAACAGCCACACACAGGAGGGUGACGAUAAAAACGACACUGUGGUCAAGGAUGUCGUGGACAGUAUGCGAGAAGUGGUCUUCUUUUCCCAGGUCAUCAUCCCCUUCAUCAUCCUGGUCUACUGCACGGUGCACAUCGUCAACCGGCUCAGGAUAAAAACCGUCGGGGAUCAGACCAAGCUGAGGAGAGCGGUCUUCCUGGUGACCUCCGUCAUGGUGGUCUUCUCCUUCUGCUUCCUCCCCUGCACCAUAGCCAGGGUGUUUCUGCUGAUUGUCCGGGUCAAUCUGUGGCCUGACCCCUGGCAGGAAAAAGCUGCCGUGGCCUUCGACGGCCUUAUGGUCCUCUCCUACGUGGACUGUCUGCUGGACCCGCUGAUCUACUGCUUCUGCAGCACCAAGUUUAAAGGUCUUUACCUCUCCAGUUAUUUACCGUUCUUAGUGAAAGGUGAUCAAAUGCCGCCGGACAGCUCAACAGUAAACGCAACGAAUCCUCCGCGCAAUGCUGUCAUUUGAACUUUGUGGGAGAGUCUGCCUGAGACUGACAGUGCCCCCCCCAAACAUGUGUCUACUUCAUGAAAGGGGAAUGUGAAGGCGCUAUGAAGACAAGAUGGACUGCUUUUCUCUAAGUUUCUAUUUUUUAUUGAUUCUUAAAGUAAUAAUCUCAAAUAUUUUCAUUAAAAUAAAUGGCUGUUAAGUCACUAUCCAUCGCCGAAUGAGGUGACACAAUGGUAAAUAAACCUAUGGCUCACUGAAAAUAAAAAAGAGAUUGCAUUUGCAGGAUUUCAAACUGACAUUCACCUUGAAUUCCCGACACUGUUUGGAUCUCUGGGAAGCAAGAUCCAA
Messenger RNA from Anoplopoma fimbria (sablefish), 1382 nucleotides. RefSeq names its product 12-(S)-hydroxy-5,8,10,14-eicosatetraenoic acid receptor-like. The record is from RefSeq and is a predicted model, not a curated record. The coding region runs from base 45 to 1052 and encodes 335 amino acids. Gene Ontology annotation, cellular component: membrane. Gene Ontology annotation, molecular function: G protein-coupled receptor activity. NCBI's taxonomy places the organism in Eukaryota, Metazoa, Chordata, Actinopteri, Perciformes, Anoplopomatidae. Gene Ontology annotation, biological process: G protein-coupled receptor signaling pathway. The transcript is spliced from 2 exons.